AUGAUGACUAUGAGCUCCCUGGCCGAGAGCCUGCUGGGGCCGGACCCCUCCAAAUCCGCUUUCCUGGAGUUCGGGCACAACCACCCACCCUCGCCCCAGCCGCCGCCGCCUUCCCCCAGCCUGGCUCAUGGCCACUACCCCCUCCACGGCUUGCACGGCUCCGGCCACGACGGGGGCCCCUUUGCACCCUACGGACGGUCCGUGGCUUACUCGUACCCCGGCUCGGCUGGCGGCACCCACCACCCGCACCAUCUCCACGGCAGCCCGUACCUGUCCUACCAGCAACACGGCGCCCAGCAGCCGGCCAGCGCCCUGGGGCACCGGGGCAGACUAGAGGAGACAGAGCACGAGAAAACCACCGUGAUCGAGAACGGGGAGAUCCGCAUCAACGGCAAAGGGAAGAAAAUCCGCAAGCCCCGCACCAUCUACUCCAGCCUGCAGCUCCAGGCGCUCAACCAGCGCUUCCAGCAGACCCAGUACCUCGCCCUCCCGGAAAGAGCGGAACUGGCGGCGCAGCUGGGACUGACCCAGACGCAGGUUAAGAUCUGGUUUCAGAACAAACGCUCCAAGUACAAGAAGAUCAUGAAGCAGGGCUCCAGUGUUCAGGAAGGGGAGCACCUCCACAACUCUGCAUCCUUGUCCCCCUGCUCACCCAACAUACCCCCUCUCUGGGACGUUUCCAUGGCUGGCAAAGGAGCCCCGAUCCCUCCCAACAGCUACAUCAACAGCUUUGGACCUUGGUAUCAACCACACCAGCAAGACGCCAUGCCGAGACCACAUAUGAUGUGA
Emys orbicularis (European pond turtle) is the source of this 789-nucleotide messenger RNA. It is a transcript of the gene DLX4, whose product is annotated as distal-less homeobox 4. Lineage: Eukaryota; Metazoa; Chordata; Testudines; Emydidae. Gene Ontology annotation, molecular function: RNA polymerase II cis-regulatory region sequence-specific DNA binding; DNA-binding transcription factor activity, RNA polymerase II-specific. The transcript is spliced from 3 exons. Bases 1 to 789 code for a protein of 262 amino acids. Gene Ontology annotation, biological process: cell differentiation; embryo development; negative regulation of transcription by RNA polymerase II. The record is from RefSeq and is a predicted model, not a curated record.